AUGAAUCCCAACCCAGUCACCUCUGAAUGGACCGAUGACCCCGAGGAAUUGGAUUUGGACUCGGAGUACUGGAGCGAUCCCGAAAGUCCCGCUCGAACCAUGGCCGCUGCGUAUGGCCUGGCAAAUCCAACGCCGAUUCUAUGCAGCACCCGACAGUCAGGCAACUGCAUGUACCUUAUCGAGUCCCAGAGCAAGUACUACCUCUGGAACCAGAUCGAAUCUGACGUCUGGCAUAUUGAGAGUCCUACUAUUAAGAAUGAGAUCCUGCGGACGAUUGGGACCCAAGGUGUGUCUGGUCUUCAGGUGAAGCGUCUCAAUCGCGUCACCAGGGCCUGA
Messenger RNA from Talaromyces proteolyticus, 336 nucleotides. RefSeq lists its product as uncharacterized. Bases 1 to 336 code for a protein of 111 amino acids. The transcript has 2 exons. NCBI's taxonomy places the organism in Eukaryota, Fungi, Ascomycota, Eurotiomycetes, Eurotiales, Trichocomaceae. The record is from RefSeq and is a predicted model, not a curated record.